Lipotes vexillifer (Yangtze River dolphin) is the source of this 1686-nucleotide messenger RNA. It is a transcript of the gene TDRKH, whose product is annotated as tudor and KH domain containing. Gene Ontology annotation, cellular component: P granule. Gene Ontology annotation, biological process: P granule organization; spermatogenesis; piRNA processing. The record is from RefSeq and is a predicted model, not a curated record. The transcript is spliced from 12 exons. NCBI's taxonomy places the organism in Eukaryota, Metazoa, Chordata, Mammalia, Artiodactyla, Lipotidae. Gene Ontology annotation, molecular function: RNA binding. Bases 1 to 1686 code for a protein of 561 amino acids.
AUGUCCACUGAACGGACUUCUUGGACAAGUUUGUCCACUAUUCAGAAAGUAGCACUGGGCCUCGGGAUCCCAGCCAGUGCAGUGGUUGCCUAUAUCCUAUACCGCAGAUAUAGGGAAAGCAGAGAAGAGCGGCUGACAUUUGUUGGGGAGGAUGACAUCGAGAUAGAGAUGCGAGUCCCCCAGGAGGCUGUGAAGCUCAUCAUUGGCCGGCAAGGAGCCAAUAUUAAACAGCUACGAAAACAGACAGGUGCUCGGAUCGAUGUGGACACGGAGGAUGUAGGAGAUGAGCGGGUUCUGCUCAUCAGUGGUUUUCCUGUUCAGGUGUGCAAGGCCAAAGCAGCAAUUCAUCAGAUCCUGACUGAGAGUACCCCAGUGUCUGAGCAGCUCUCAGUUCCCCAGAGAUCUGUGGGCAGAAUCAUAGGGAGAGGCGGAGAGACAAUUCGUUCUAUCUGUAAGGCCUCGGGAGCCAAAAUAACCUGUGACAAAGGAUCAGAGGGGACAUUGCUACUAUCAAGACUUAUAAAAAUCUCAGGAACACAGAAGGAGGUGGCAGCAGCUAAGCAUUUGAUACUGGAGAAAGUUUCAGAAGAUGAAGAACUUAGGAAGAGAAUUGCUCAUUCUGCAGAAACCAGAGUCCCACGGAAGCAGCCAAUCAGCGUAAGAAGAGAGGAAGUGACAGAGCCAGCAGGGGCUGGAAAGCCAGCUUUAUGGAAAAACACUGGCACUAGCUUGGAGCAGGCUGCACCUCUGGCAGUUCCUCCCCGCAAAGGAGGUGGCGACACGUCCUUUGUAGGACCAGAAGAGCGUUCCUGCAGGAAACCUAAUGAUGACAACUUUCAGAAGUUUGGAGCCCAGACCAGUCCAGAGACAUCCAUGUUUGAAAUCCCCAGUCCAGACUUCAGUUUCCAUGCCGAUGAAUUCCUAGAAGUCUAUGUCUCUGCCUCUGAACAUCCUAACCACUUCUGGAUCCAAAUCAUUGGCUCCCGCAGCCUGCAACUGGAUAAGCUUGUCAGGGAGAUGACCCAGCACUAUGAAAAUAGUCUGCCUGAAGACUUGACUGUGCAUGUAGGAGACAUUGUCGCAGCACCUUUACCUACAAAUGGUUCCUGGUAUCGAGCCCGGGUCCUUGGCACCUUGGAGAAUGGGAACCUGGACCUCUACUUCGUUGACUUUGGAGAUAAUGGAUAUUGUCCACUGAGGGACCUCAGGGUGCUCAGGAGUGACUUCCUAAGCCUUCCAUUUCAAGCAAUAGAGUGUAGUCUGGCACAGAUAGCCCCCUCAGGUGAACAAUGGGAAGAGGAAGCUUUGGAUGAGUUUGACAGACUCACUCACUGUGCUGGGUGGAAGCCCCUGGUGGCCAAGAUCUCUAGCUACGUCCAGUCUGGGAUCUCAACUUGGCCCAAGAUCCACUUAUACGACACUAGCAAUGGGAAGAAACUUGAUAUUGGGUUAGAAUUGGUUCGUAAAGGAUACGCAAUUGAGCUUCCUGAAGACAUGGAAGAAAACAGAGCUGUCCCAGUAAUGUUGCACGAUGUGGCCACAGAAACAGAUGUCUCUCUCCGCAGCACAGUCACUGAGACCAAGAAGAGCCCUGGAGAGAUGGCAAAUACCCUGUCCUGCCUCAGUUUAUUAGAAGCUGCCUCUAUGUCUGGUGAUGAUAACCUUGAAGAUGACUACUUACUCUGA